Messenger RNA from Debaryomyces fabryi, 4491 nucleotides. Its product is annotated as lysophospholipase. Gene Ontology annotation, biological process: lipid metabolic process. The record is from RefSeq and is a predicted model, not a curated record. Lineage: Eukaryota; Fungi; Ascomycota; Pichiomycetes; Serinales; Debaryomycetaceae. The transcript has a single exon. Gene Ontology annotation, molecular function: phosphatidylcholine lysophospholipase A1 activity. Gene Ontology annotation, cellular component: endoplasmic reticulum. The coding region runs from base 1 to 4491 and encodes 1496 amino acids.
AUGAACGUAUUUUUGUAUUACAUUCCUAAUAUAAUAAUCAAUUUGUUUGCGGUUAAUUUUCAAAUUACAUUGUCUUUAUCAUCAAUUAUUAUUACCUUAACAGGUAUAAUAUCGUUUUGCUUCUUGAUUGUUAGAUAUAAGUAUCUUACGCGAUAUUCUAAGACAACCAAAUCAACCGAUAAACCCAAGCCAUCAAAUAAAAAUAUCGAUUUGGUCGGUUCUAUAAAGAAAAAGAAGAGAGGAGAUUCGAGAUCGACAAAUUACUUAGAUGAAUUCUUAAGUGCUAUUAAGGUGUUUGGAUAUUUAGAAAGACCUGUAUUCCAUGAAUUAACUAAAAACAUGACCACACAAAAGUUAACGCAGGACGAAAUCUUAUAUCUAGAUGAAAAAUUGGGGUUUCUGAUCGUUGUAGAGGGUACAAUUCAGGUGUAUACGAAGGUCAAUAAUGCUAAUUCAAGUUCAACUUCAGACAGUGAUGACAAUGAAUUAAAUUUCGAAAAAGACGAUCUAUUAAGAAUUGGAGAUCACUGCUACCAAUUAUUGAAUGAAGUGAAAAGUGGGUCAUCACUAUCUUCACUAAUGAGUACUUUAGAUUUGUUUAAGCCGGCAUACCCUGAUACCGUGUCAAAUAAUUUAUUUUCUCCUUUUGAAUUAGAUUCCAAUCCCAAUUCAGCUCCAUUGAGUCCCGAUAACACUGGUCCUGAUAAUGCGGCUUCAAGAUCAUUCGAUCCUCUCAGUUCAGGUAAUUAUAAUGAUACAUCUUUAAAUUCGAGUGAUCGAAAUUACCCUAACAUUGUUGCAAGACCCAAGCCUACUGAAAAUUCAAAUCAUAUCAAUUCCGCAACAAUUGCAAUUAUUCCUUAUCUGGCAUUUCAAAAAGUUCAAUCUAAAUAUCCUAAGGCUACAUCACACAUUGUAACUAUGGUUAUAACUAGAUUAUACAAGAUAACCAUGAAUACAAUACAUAGCUAUCUAGGUUUAACGAAAGAAAUUAUCCAUAGUGAAAUCCAAUUAAACGAAUCUGAAAGUGCAAAAGAUAGCCUACCAAGUUAUUUAUACGAUGGAGUUAUUGAAAAAUUUUAUGGAAAUAAAAGUAAUGAAAUUGGUUUAAGCAAAACUGCCCAAAACCCUUCCGUAUCAAUAAAUAAGACAUCCAGUAGUUCUGUUUCAUUACCUAAAAAAUCGACUACAAACCUAAGGCCAUUAAAUAGGAAUCAAUCCUCAAGAUAUGUUGUGUUGGACUCUCGUUCAAAAUCAACACAUCCGGGAGACUUGCUUUCUUCUGUACCUUUGUCCAGGCGAUCUGAUUAUUAUCAAACUCAUACCACUGUUCAACCAGAGUCUGAAGAAGUUAAAAGUCAACCAAGAACUAAGAUUUCUUCUCCUGUUUUGCCCAAACGUCAAAUAUCAUCAAAUGGAGCACCCACUUUGAAAACACAUUCAUCUUCCACCACAAAAUUUGAAAAUAUACGAGAUAGAACAUUCUCUGAUGAAAGAGAAGAAACAGAAGAAACCUCCUUACGAAUUGCUAUCAUUGAAAAUAUUUUCAAAAUUUUAGGUAUUAACGAAGUUUCGAAUAUGGUUGGCAGCGUAUCAGGUUUGAAUUCAAGAAGCUCAUCGGUUAAUUCUUCAGUAGUUGGAUUGCCAAGCCUCAUGAAUAAUGGUGACGAAAAUAAACAUGUGAAUGGAAUUUUUGAUUACCAAACAGGUAAAGUAAGGUAUGAUUCAAUUAGCAGCUUUCCAACAUCGUUGAAUAAGGGUGCAAACAAUAAUUUCAAAUUUUAUAAUACCAUAAACCAAUCGCAGUUAAAAGACGUAAAUUACGAGAAUGAUAGGUCAAGCCAAGUUGACAUCAAUAAUUUAAUGUUUAAGAGAAAAUCCAUUCCCUUACAGUCGUUUGAGUCGAACUUUUAUAAUGUGAAGAACGAAUUUUCCAAGCAUUUGAAUAUUAAAUAUUUUGCUCCAAAUACCACUAUUGUUGAACAAGAUUCUUUCAAUUCAGGUCUAUAUUAUGUUAUUGACGGUACAUUGAAUGUGUUUUAUAAGCCAUCUAGUAAAGAAUCUGAAAACAUAACCCCAAUUACUAAGAAGAAAUUAUAUACUGUAAAAUCUGGUGGAUUAGCAGGUUAUUUAAGUUCUAUCAUAGGAGUUCGCUCGUUAGUGUCGAUUUCAACUCCCGAAGACAAGGGAGUUAUUGUUGCCCAUAUUCCUAAGAGCGAAUUUUCUAAACUAUUAGAUAAGUUUUACUUUUUACAGUUACCUGUUGCAUCAAGAUUGAAAAGUUUAUUAUCAAGUCAAAUCUUGACUAUAGAUUAUGCUUUAGAGUGGUGUCAUAUUCCCGCUGGGGAUGUAUUAUGUUCUCAAGGAGAUUUGGCAAACGGUUUUCAUAUUGUCUUGAGUGGUAGGUUUAGAGUUGUUAGAUACAAUAAUACCAAAAAAUCUGAAGUCAAUCCUGAUGAUAGUACGGAUAUACAUGAUUAUAAUAAUAAUUUGAUUGACGAAUCACUUAGUUAUAAGUCUCGCAAGAAAAAGGAUGAUAUAACUAUUCUAGGAGAAUACGGCCAUGGAGAAACAAUUGGUGAAGUUGAAGUGUUGACAGCUUCUAGAAGAACCAAUUCAUUAAUUGCUGUUAGAGAUUCCGAAACUGCCAGAAUUCCAAGAACUCUUUUUGAAAUGCUAUCAUUGCGAAAUCCGUCUAUCAUGGUGAAAGUUUCAAGAAUCGUUGCGAGCAAAAUGGCAUCAAAAGAAGAUAAUAUGGGGAUCUCCAGUACAUUAAGUAGUAAUGUUCCUCUCAUUACAACAAGUACAGACUCUCAUAUCUCGAAUGACUAUAAGACCAUUACAAUAUUGCCAACAGUUAGCGGCCUACCAGUUAGAGAAUUUGCUGAUAAGUUAGUCCUGGCAUUGAAGAAUAUUGGGCGUAACGUUAUCGCUCUAGACCAGGCAUCAACUUUAACUCAUCUUGGGCGUCAUGCAUUUGACGAAAGAUUAGCACAGUUGAAGUUAUCUGGCUACUUCGCAUAUUUAGAAGAAGAAUACCAAACAAUUGUAUAUGUUUGUGACACUCCAUUGAAAUCAAAUUGGACUUCAACGUGUAUAUCACAAGGUGAUUGUAUAUUGUUAUUAGCAGAUGCUGACGACGACGAUGUGGCAACAAAUAUUGGCGAAUACGAAAGAUUGCUUAUGAAGUUAAAGACUACGGCAAGAACAGAUUUAUGUUUAAUUCAUGCCGAUAAGUAUGUUGAACCUGGUUCAACUAGUAUUUGGCUUAAGAAUCGUAUAUGGGUGCAGGGACACCACCAUAUUCAAAUGGAAAUUGCUAGAAAUAAUAAUGUACAAGAAGUAAGGAAAACAAGCAUCAUUAAAAAUAUUGCUGCCAAAAUAAGUAGUAGAACUAAUCCUAAUAUCAAAUCUAGGCUUGAAAAUGUGAAAACAAAGGCAAUUUCAUCAUUAAAUAAAUUUAACAAUCGUUUGAAUCGCAGAACUCAUUCUUACAAGACAGUGCAGGCCCACAAGAACGACUUUUUGAGAUUAGCAAGAAUUUUGUCUAACGAAAGUGUAGGCUUGGUACUAGGGGGAGGUGGUUCCAGAGGUAUUUCUCAUGUUGGUGUGGUAAUGGCUUUAGAAAAGCAUGGUAUUCCUAUUGAUUUAAUAGGGGGUACGUCAAUCGGAUCUUUUGUUGGAGGAUUAUAUGCAAAAGAUUAUAACAUUGUCUCUAUCUAUGGUAGAGCCAAGCGGUUUUCCAAGAGAGUAUCUUCCUGGUGGAGAAUGGUGUUAGAUUUGACAUAUCCAGUGACAUCCUAUAUCACAGGCUAUGAAUUCAAUAGAGGUAUUUGGAAGAUUUUUGGAUCGAGCGAAAUAGAGGAUUUUUGGAUUAGGUACUUCUGCAAUUCUACAAAUAUCACAAAUUCUACUAUGGAUAUUCAUGAAAGUGGCUUCCUGUGGAGAUUUAUUAGAGCCUCAAUGUCGUUGGCUGGUUUGUUGCCUCCAAUUACAUACGGUGGAAGCAUGUUAUUGGACGGUGGUUACUUAGAUAAUUUGCCAGUCAUGGAAAUGAAGAAAAAAGGUGCAAAAUACAUCAUUGCUGUAGAUGUUGGUUCUGUAGAUGAUAGAACUCCAAUGAACUAUGGUGAUACCUUAUCUGGAUUCUGGGUCUUAUUUAACAGAUGGAACCCUUUCUCAAGACAUCCAAAUGUACCAAAUAUGAUGGAUAUACAAUUAAGGUUAGCAUAUGUUGCAAGUGUGAAUGCUUUAGAACUAGCAAAAAAGACCCCAGGCGUUAUUUAUUUAAGACCUCCAAUUGAUGACUACGCUACUCUAGACUUUGCAAAAUUUGAUGAAAUCUAUCAUGUUGGUAUGGCUUAUGCUGACAAUUUACUCACCAGGUGGGAGCAGACUGGUAAAAUUCCACCGAUUGCUGGUAUGAUUGAUAGAAAGAGAAUUAGAUCUGGUGAAGAAAGAAAAUCAUUAUAUAGAAGGAGCUCUAUAUAG